AUGCCUCUUAUCAGUGCAAAGCCACAUGUACUGAAUCCAAUCUGGAAGAAAAAGAAAGUUCGUGACUCAGAACAACCCGAAGAACCUGAGUCUAAGCCGGAAUUUAUUGUUCCAGAAACACAAGAAAUUUGUACGUCUGCUGAAGAAUUGCAACGAAAAAGCACAAUUUAUAAUGAAAGUAUAUGGACAUGUCGUGUUACUGGAAAGUCAAAUCUCACUUACCGUGAAGCACUGAAAACCGAGGCAACCGCGAUUAAGACGUUAAAAAAAUGCUUUCCGAAAUUUUUCGAGAAAACUAUUCUAGAGCGUAUUCAUUUGAGUACUUUACCUCUAGAAUCUCUGGUGCACAAUUGCUGGAUUGCGAUACAUGAACAAUUUCAUAUCGCUGAACCUGUAAAACUUAAAGUUGACUCUGCUUCCAGUAUACCCAUACGUGGAAUCAUUGAUGAUAUAAUCAAGUCUCAACCUGUACCACCACCCGUUCCAGAUAACACUUCACCAAAUAACAGUGAUAAAGAAAAUGUGACAAGAAAGAAUUCACCCGUCAAAAAAGAUUAUGCAUACAGUAUUAAAGUUCUUGCAGACAUCCCAGUUGUCGUACAUGAUAUUCCAGCUUGUUCAAUAGAUCGUGUCAGUCGUGCACCCACCAAAGAACACAUUCGGAUGUUUAUUCGCAGCCAUGCUAUGCGUUAUGGUCCAAAUUUUACGGGUCCAUGGAUUGUAAACGAAGAGCUUCUACGACGUCAUAAGAUACCCUUGAAAAGCCCUGGAUUUCAAGUUGAUAAAGUUAAGUUGAAACAAAUGUCAAAAACCCUUGAGGAGGAGCACUUCAUUCGCAUUAUGAAUUUACGACGUCAAGCCAAUGGAGAGGGUACAUCUGAGGAUGUCUCCACUAGCACACCACUUAAUUUCAAACGUAUCAAACGCUUUUCUGUACUUCGUGAUGACAGCACCAGUAGACAGAAGGAGGAGAAUGAAGACGACCUACCAUUAGCACAGUUAAAAGAUCGCAGUCAAAAUAAACAAUCAUCAGAUGAUGGGAGUAAAAAGAAAAUGAAACAGGCCACUUUGUUUCAAUUUGGUAAAAAAGAUUCUUCUAAGGAUGAAGCUACAGACUCAUCAACUGUCAAUCGUCCUAAAAAGAGUGUAUUACCUCGAGUUGCUCAACAUCUUAUAAAAAUGUUUGAAGAAAAUAAAGAUAAUCCGGCGAUUGAAAAUCAAAUAAAAGUUUGUGCAAAAUUCAUCACUGAUGUUGAUCUGCUGAAGCUGCCAGUUGAAUUACGUGAUCCUGUUCGAGAAAAGAAAGAGGAGUUCGCAUUCAGAAAAAAAUUAAUGGCUAUGACACCAGCUCAGCGGAAGGAAGCACUUCAAGAAAUGAAAGAAAAACGGAAAAUGGAGCGUAUUCAUGCCAACAAGUUAAUUGAUGAUUUACAACUUACAAAAUCCCUACCUCACUGUCCCUGUUUACCUGAACCUUCUAAGCUUGAAUUCCCUACUGGUUUUACAGAAUCCCUUUUUGGACGUUUACUAGGAUUAACAGAAUUUUUCCAUAUAUUCCAUAACCUGCUUGUUGAAGGAUCUAUGGAUGAUGCUGAUGCAGAUAAUGCAGCUGACAAUACUAACGUGUCUAGUUUCAUUCGCUCUCCGGUUGACUCCCUGGUACCUGGUUAUGGCGAACCUGGUUAUUCUGAUGACGAUGAUGAAGGCAAUACUGAUGAAGAGGAAGAGGAAGCAGAGCUAAUUGAAUCGACUGCUCCACUUCCUAAAAUAUGCAUCAAGGCCUUACGUCGUCUUGGAUUGAAACGUCUUCUUAAUGCUAUUACAACCAAUAGACCAACAGUUGGUGCAUAUCGAUCAUUAGCUCGUCCACUGAGUGUUCUAUUACGCUUAGUUUUGAAGGAUGAACAGUUAAGUAAAAAACGUGAAUUGGGUAUAAAACUUGCUAAAUUCCCUGUUACACCAUAUACAGCACCUGAACUGCUCAGAUUGACGCUUCUGCAUGAGGUUCCAUUGAAUCAUUCUUCUAUGGUUAAACCAGAGGAAUUCUUAAAACACGAUAAUCCAGUCACAGAGCUCAAGCAAUUUGAACGGAGUACUGUGAUACAACUCGUUCAUCACUUAUCAAACUCUGAUCUGCACGAACUAUUUCCGGAAGCCCGUGUAUUAGCUUUAGAAUCAGCUGUUGAAAAGAUUUUCGACCUUGAUCUUAUUGAUGAUCAUAUUAUGGCAUGUCAGCGUCGAGCAACUGAAGCAUAUCUAAAGAAGAUUCAGGUGUUACGUGGUAAGAAUAUACGAAAGAAGGACAAGAAAGAUAAUGCAGUCGAAACUGGCAAAGUCAACGGUACACCAUCUACGAAUCAAAAUGAUGAGUCUCUAUCAAAGGUGGAGACUUCUGCUACAACCGAGCAAAAGGACAAUGCUGAGUUCGAUAAUGAUUUGGCAUCCAUUGUAAAACGCCGACGGAUAAUGGCUGCACGAGCAGCUAUAGAAAGAGAAGAAAAAGAAAAUCUCGAACGUCAGCGACGUUUAGAGUUGGCUCAGGAACAGGCCGAGGAACGUGCGAUCAACGCAGUCACUCGACUUUAUGACACGCGUUCUGCAGAGGCUAAAUGCGUUUUCCGCGUCAAUCCUAUUGGUUAUGAUCGAUAUUAUCGUCGUGUCUGGUACUUCCAUUGCUCUCCUGAUCGUUUAUUUUUGGAGGCUAAUUGGGCCUGCUCUGAUAUCAUGUAUUCAGUUAACCCAUUGAAAGCUGAUCAAGAUGAUGAAGCAAUUCCUGAACCAGCUCAUUUAUGUGUACAUAAUGACCAGUUGAAGAAUGAUACACUAUUAUGCAGCUCUUGGAGCAGUUGGUAUUUUUAUGAUCGUCCAGAACAAUUGGAUGCAUUAUCAAACUCUUUAUUGUCAAAUGGUGUUCGGGAAUGUCAGUUAAAGAACAAACUGCUAACAGAUGGAUUUUUAGAAUCACUUAAACAAAGAUGGAAAAGUGCCCCUAGUAGUAGUAGUACUGAUACAAAUCCUGUCAAAUCAGAAGAUAUUACCACAGAUGCGACUCAAGUAGAUCCAGUGAAAAGUGUUUCUCUGAAGCGUAAUCUUAAUGCUGGAGCUGCUUUGGCGGGGGCACUAUUGAAGAACAUUCUUGAUACUGAAGUCCGCUUAAGAUCUGGUGGUCUGGGUGGUGUCCCUGACUUCACAGAGUGGCAAGAACGUUUGGCACAAGUGCAGACUUCAUAUGGAUUACCGCAUGAUUAUUUGAGUGGACAUCUAACAUCAAAAUCCACUUCAUCAUCUACGCCCAGUCAUCAGUCUCCAAACAGAGAAGGACUUGUCAAUGCACUAAUCGAUGUUGCUGAACAUAUAAUUCCACGAUUUUUAAAUGUACCUGAUUUAACCAGUAAAUCAUCACAAUUGAAUAAUGCUAUGCAAAAUCCCUCAGAUCAUCCUAGUACAGAUGUCAAGAAUCCAGUGGCUGAUCAUAUAUUAUCACGUGUCGCCAAAUAUUCAUCUGAUGAAGAAUCUGACUCUUCUGAUAGUAAUGAUCAGGAAUUAGAGAAGGCUAUUCUAGAUCCUGAAGCUCAUGAACAACGAACGCGUACUUGGUUAACAGUAUGGCGUAAUGAAGUUCAAAGUGCUCGUACACUGGCUCGUUUAAAUCUUUUACAUGCAUGUCUGGAUGCAUGUGUUCGUUGGGAGAAAUCAGUUGAAGAUGCUCGUUGUCGCGUCUGUCGUCGUAAAACUGAUGAUGACAAUCUACUGUUAUGCGAUGGCUGCAAUCUCGCUUUCCAUCUUUACUGUCUACGUCCACCACUGAAACGUGUACCAGCAGGUGACUGGUUCUGCCCAACCUGCCGACCAGCCUCACGUGCUCUCGAGAAGCGUAAACGUGAAGAACGCCUGGCAAGAUCUGCGAGACGUCGGAAACGCGCUGGGUCUUCUGAUGAUGAUGACGGGGAAAACGAAUCCGACGACGAUCGGGAUAGUAGCGCUGAAAGCGAGGACGUCCGGACGACUAGACGUCGAAAUCCUCGCCGAGCUAAAUCUCGGAAUGACUCGCAUUUAAAACGCUCAGUUAGUCCAUCGAGUCGCCAUCCAGUUUCCUCAAAAAGUAUCAAACAUGACACAUCUUGUCUUGUCUGUUCAGACACAAUCGGUGAUCUAGUAUCGUGUUCCGGUUGUCCAAAUAUAUUUCAUCUGGACUGUCAUGAACCUCCUCUACAUCAUAUCCCGCGUGGAGAUGCUUGGCAGUGUUCAAGUUGUCGGCUAAACAAAAAGCGUUCUGUUAUAACGUCUUAUUUUCAAAGCAGAGAUUACCGCCAGAAAGUCUAUCAAAGCAACUUUAAAAAGCGCACUGUCAGUCCCGAGGAACACAGUGAUGAUGAUGAAUUUGUAAAUAAUAAUUCGCAUUCUACCCGUUCAAUGCGUACUAGAAAUAGAUCCCAAAGAAGUGCUGCAAAUUCUGAUACAGAUGACCAACAACGAUCAAGUUUAGCCUCAUCGGAUGUCGAGAGUCGUUCCAAUAGUCAGCAGCCAACUUCGCGUCGUCGUCGUCGUCGAAGUGUUUCUCGGUCUGCAUCUGCACUUAGUGCACAAUUGAAAAAUCGCGCAAAACGCAGACGACAUAAUUCUUCUGAUCUAGAAGAUGAUAGUACUACGGAAACAGAACAAAUGGAUGAACAGUCGUCUCAGGCAUUGUGUUCUCAAAUUCUUGAGGCUGUAUUUAAGCAUAAACAAUCAUGGCCAUUCAGAAAACCUGUAGAUAGAAGUCAGGUGCCAGACUAUUAUGAGAUAAUUACCGAUCCCGUUGACUUGUCUAUGAUGCGUGAAUGGCUAUCAGAAGGACGGUAUACUACAGAGAAUGUAUCUGAAGGAUUAGAAAAAUUGGCCGGAGAUUUCGGUACUUUGUUUUAUAAUGCUGAAUUGUAUAAUGCUGCUGACUCGGAUAUUUGGCUAGCUGGAGAGCAAUUGGAGAAUUUCGUAAAAAAUCAGUUUGCUCAAAUGACUAAUGGUCAGUUGGAUAGUUUUUGA
Messenger RNA from Trichobilharzia szidati, 5022 nucleotides. The record is from the annotation of a GenBank genome assembly. Lineage: Eukaryota; Metazoa; Platyhelminthes; Trematoda; Strigeidida; Schistosomatidae.